AAAAAAAAAAAGAAAAAACGAUAUCACACUUAUCGUGCGAAGUCAUUGAUCGAUCAUUCGAUUUUAACGUAUUAAUGAGAUUUUUUUGUAUGUAUUCGACGAGGUUACUUUCAACUUCCUUGUCCAGACUCCAGGAAGGUAUACGACCUCCCGGAAUGAUUUCUGGAAUUGCCGACUCUUCCGUAACGUGCGACGAACUGGACCACGAGGCCGUGUUGGAUACCGUUAAGCAGAGAACAAGCAAAAAACGAGUCCAAAGCGGCCGUACACGUUCCUUCUUCUCGUCAUGCUCAUUACGACUUUAAAUCAUUUUCGUUCACAUUCUCAUUCAUUCUAUUCAUUCGUUUGAUAAUAUUGAUAACAGAUUAUAUAGAUCCUUUGUUUCUUUUCUUUCUUUUUUUUUUUCUGACUAACAAUUAGAUUCAAUCGGUAUUGGAUAAAGAAGUUCUCUUUUUGUUAGAAAUUAAAUGGACAUUUUGAUAGUAAAAAAUCAAUUGAAUAUCGAAGUGGGAUAAAGCGUUAGGAAGGUGUGCGUUAGCGUGAUAAUAUCGGGUACGUUGCCCCUCAGACUCAGAAAGACAGAACAUACGAUAGGUAUAUCUAUACAUACCUAUACAUAUGUACGUUAGCAACAUAGAUCGUGAACAUACAUAACUAUAUAAGUAUAUAUGUAUGUAAGAGAACGAAGGACAUUUUGAUGUGGCUUGUUCGUGAAAGAUGAGAUAUGCUGUAGCCUGUACCGUGAGAUGCUUUCGAUGCGAUGCUGUUGAUGUGACGUCUGAGUAAAUAAGUCUAUUCCUGGAAGUUCAAAGCUACAAACCUUUUGUGCCCUUCAAACUUCGGAUAUACUUAUUCUCUUAUAUUGGUAAACUCUUUUUCAAACGAUGACUAUACAUCUUCAAGAAGUGGUAAGAUCAGAAGUGGAAGGUGGUUUGUCAGGACCGGCUAAUCCAAUACCCAGCCAAUCGAUUGAUUGUGGAUGUAAACAAUUACCAUGUCCAAAAUUAGCAAAAUUCGCAACGAGACGUACGUUCGUUGGAUUAAUAUGUUGGAUCGGUCUUCUUCAAGCAGCUUCAUCGGCAUAUUUUAAUAUUAUUGGUUCUACGAUAGCAAGAAGAUUUCAAUUCGAUCCUUACUUGAUAGAUUGGAUAUUGGUAAUUUCGGAAUUAACACCUUUUUUUUUUGGUCUAAUCAUUGCAUAUUGGGGUGACAAAAUUCAUAGAGCAUCGUGGAUUGGUGCUUUGGUAUUAUUACAAUGUGCUGGUUAUGUGAUAUUGAUAAUACCACAUCUAACUCAUAAAAUAAGAGUUAUCGAGGAAACGUCAAAUGUCACGCAUAUGUCUCUAUACGCAGACGAUAGUCCAGAUUUAUGUUCGACCAGUGCAUCCAAGGUAAUAGUGGAAGUGGAUGACACGUGUUACUUCACUCUAGCAAUUUUAAUUUUGAUACAAAUUUUAAUUGGCUUGGCUAAUAUAGCCUAUUAUGCACUUGGCAUAUCUUAUCUCGAUGAUAAUACCAAGAAACAGCAUGUGGCGGGAUUUUUAGGUAUUAUAAUCGCAGUAAAAAUUAUCGGUAUUCUUUUGGGAUACAUCCUCGCUUGGGGUUGCCUUCGGAUAGACGCGGAGAAUUUGAAAGUUAUAGAAUCUUAUCAAGAACAAAUAGGUGCUUGGUGGCUUGGUUUUCCCAUACUCGCAAUAGCCAUGACAAUACCUGGUUUAUUUCUCUCAUGGUUUCCUAGAAGAUUACCUUCUGAGGUAGUAGAACAGGCAGCAGCUUCAAUACUCGAUCGUGCGGGUACAUUAACUCUUCGUCGACUAAAAUCAAUCGAUCAUAAAAUUGGUACUCCAAACUUUACUGCGAUGGUCGGAAGGUUGAUCUCAAACAAAUUAUUGAUAUGCAAUAUUCUUGCUUCGGCCUUUUGUGCUACUGCUCUCUUGAACUUCAUGACACACGAGAAUAUCAUUUUGGAAUCUAAAUAUCAUAUACCAAGACCUACAGGAAUGUUACUCGGAUUUGGGGAUCCCUUUCAUUCAAGAUUAAUCUCGACUAUUUUGAAACCAAUUUUAAUUGGACUGAUCAUAAUUAUAUCUGGAUUGGUAUUGUCCAAAGUUAAACCACGAGCAACAUUUAUAGCUGGUUAUAACUUUAUUAUGACAGUUUUAGCAACUAUUACAAUAUUUGCUUUGGUAUUUGCAUAUUGUGAUACGCUACCAAUUGUUGGGAUGAAUAAAGGAUCAAUCAAUUUGUUGAAAUACUGCAACAAGGAUUGUCGUUGUUCGAGGGAUUCCGAUUUUCGACCAACCUGCGACACCAGAGGCAUGUUCACUUUUUAUACGCCUUGUCACGCAGGUUGUACCUCUAUAAAUUAUAUAGACAAUAUCAAGUUCUACAGUGAUUGCAGUUGCGUCGAAGAUAUGAUGGGACAAGGAAAUCUAGAUGCUAAGGACGGUCCAUGUGGCUCCUCUAAUUGCCAAAUUGGAUGGCUAGCCUUUGAAUUUGGUACUUUGCUUUGCUACGCUUUGAUCGCUUCCACUUUCGUUGGUGAUCUAUUGAUCAAUCUCAGAUCAGUCUAUAAACAGGACAAAGCGAGUAGUAUAGGAUUCUGGAUGAUGUGGGUUGCACUUUUCGUCAAUGUACAGGGCAAGAUUCUUUAUCAAGUGAUUGCAAACAUGACAUGUAUACAUUGGGGUAAUAAAAGGAGUAUAUGUCAUCUUCACGACAGUAAAAAACUUGGAAAUUAUAUGUUCUACUUGACGACCUUGCUACUAGUUAUCUGCAUUCUUUUUAAGAUUUUGGUAUGGAUUUUCUGUAGAAAUUUAAUGAUAUAUAAUAAAUCGAUUAAUGAAAACGAGGAGGAUACGGCCCAGGAAUUGAUGCCAAUACAACAACCUACGACGAAUUCGAAUCAAAAUGAGCCUAAAUCUGAUGACAAUGGUAUCGUUACAUGUCCAGUAGGUCCCAUAACUACAGAAAGAGAAGUAUUACAAGUUACAGCUAAACCAAAAACAAAAGAAGAAGAAGAUGAUGAGGAAUCGAAACGUCCUUUAAUAUACGGUCCUUUGGGUCCUGGAAAUCAACGAAAUACCAAUAACGAAAUAUCAGUUCAACAGGAUCUUCUUAGAAAACAGAAAAAUCGAAAUCUCGAAACGGACGACGAGCUCGAUAGUUCCAGCGAUGAAAGUAAAAAAAAUUCUAGCCCGAAGAUCGCAUACAAACCAUUGGAAUUAGAUUCGGAUAUUGAAAGCGAUCUUGGAAAUACAGCAGCGAGAUCACGAAAGCAUGUUCUUAAUAAAGAUUAUGAUAUAUUUACGGAGAGAUCGAGUUCGUCGUUGAGUUCGAAAAGACGAGAAUUUCCGAAUCCAGACGAUUAUGGAGAUCCAAGAUCGAUAAGGAACGUUUCUACGAAGGAUCAUAAAGCAUAUGAGGAUGGAUCAUCUAAAACAAGUAGCUUUGAGUAUUCCAGGGCAUUCAAAAAAGGAGACUUCAAUGAAAUUGGUAUACCAAUAGUCGAAUAUCAUCCUCAAAGCUCCGGCAACUCGGCUGGAAAAGAUUCUCCAUUGUUGAAAGACGUUAAAUCGUUGAUAAAUAAAUACGAACAAAAUUCGAGCCAAGAAAGAUUGGAGGAUGAUCGAGUAUCUAUUAAAUCGGCUGGUAAGACUGGUAUACCUCUUGUUGCUAUGACUCAACCUAGACUCUCUUCUGGACAAGCCUCCUCAGGAUUUGGCAGCUUGAGGGAAAGCUCUUCCGAUCCUCGAGGAACUCCCAGUCCAAAGAACUCUUCUAUCAAGGGUAGCAAAGGGGCACUCUGUACCGAUUUGUGAAUUAUUUAUGUUUCGUGAAACCACGAGUACACAUACAUACAUACAUAUAUAAAUACAUACAUACAUACAUACACACACACACACGUACAUACGAUGGGGUCACCUUCGAUCUCUAUCGAACUCUAUUCUCUUGUCGAUAUCUUAACUUUCGUUGCUUACGAUCACUAAAUCGUAAUACGAUUAUUAUAAUUUUAUAUUUUAUAUUUAUUGUUCGAUUAAAAUUUAUUAUGACGUAAA
Messenger RNA from Vespa mandarinia (Asian giant hornet), 4058 nucleotides. RefSeq names its product solute carrier organic anion transporter family member 2A1. Gene Ontology annotation, molecular function: protein binding. Gene Ontology annotation, cellular component: basolateral plasma membrane. NCBI's taxonomy places the organism in Eukaryota, Metazoa, Arthropoda, Insecta, Hymenoptera, Vespidae. The record is from RefSeq and is a predicted model, not a curated record. Gene Ontology annotation, biological process: sodium-independent organic anion transport; transmembrane transport.